AAGAAAUAUUCAAGCAGUAUAAUUCUUCCGAAAUUUUUGAGUCUGUCCAGCGGCAAGCUAUUGCAAUAAAUUGGAGCGCACUUCAGUCAAGUAGGACAAGAAUAGUGAUGUCGGAAUAUAAUAGCAAGAUUGAAGACAUUGUGGACGACAUUUCAUCUGCUGAAGAAGAUAGAUUUAGGUUGUUGAUCAUCGGCAAGACCGGAUGUGGCAAGACGACGAUACUGAGCAAGGUGUGUGGCGAGGAAGUGGCUGAUAAACCGAGUGAAUGCCGCGGCGUCCAUGAUAUCCAUAGAGAGAUGUCUUUCAAAGAUAAUCGUUUAUUUUUGGUUCACGACUCCGAAGGUUUUGAAGCAGGACGCAAACAUGAGUUCAAUGUUGUUCAAAAGUUUAUUGAGUCCCGAUCCCGCAAGGAAAAACUCAACGAGCGCUUACACGCCAUAUGGUAUUGCCUAGUAACGAGCUCGAGGGCAAUCCAACAAGCGGAAAAAAUGUUCUUCUCUGUACCGCGCGAUGUCCCUGUUGUGGCUAUCUUUACCAAGUUUGACAUAUUCGUACAAGACCAAUACGCGAGGUUAUUGCAAUCCGCUGGGGAGGCUGAUGAAGACGACAUGGAAGACGAGGACGACAUGGAAGAAAGGCUAAUGGCAGAAGCUCAGACAAGGGCAAUCGCAACGUUUGAAGAACGUUACAAAUCGGUACUGAUGCAGAUGCCUCACCCUCCGAAAGCCAUUGUGGCUGUAUCUGGUGUACACGAGUCUACUCCGAAAACCAGUCGUCUAGCGGAACUGG
Molecule: messenger RNA, 789 nt
Organism: Serpula lacrymans var. lacrymans S7.9
Lineage: Eukaryota; Fungi; Basidiomycota; Agaricomycetes; Boletales; Serpulaceae
Exons: 7
Source: RefSeq, a predicted model, not a curated record